Messenger RNA from Paecilomyces variotii, 1095 nucleotides. RefSeq lists its product as hypothetical. The record is from RefSeq and is a predicted model, not a curated record. NCBI's taxonomy places the organism in Eukaryota, Fungi, Ascomycota, Eurotiomycetes, Eurotiales, Thermoascaceae. The coding region runs from base 1 to 1095 and encodes 364 amino acids. The transcript has a single exon.
AUGGACCUUCAUCACAUACUGAGAUCGGGCCGUGAAUUAUCCCAGGAUUACAAUUACAAUUACGAUCACGAGCAACAGACACAGACACAGACGCGCGCUGCGAGAUCUCAAUCUGAAUCUGAAUCCUCCCCGCCAUCAGAAUCUCACUCGCCACCAUCAUCGUUGUUCUCCCAGCCGCCAACAAUGCAUCGGUUCCCUACUUCCUCAUCUACCAGCAGACGGCGGUCUUCAUCUUCGUACUUCUCAUUCGGGUCUAGAAAACCGCGCGCGUUCUGGUCCGAACAGGAGCAGAUUCUUAUUAUGCGAUGGUGUCUGGGCCACAAGAAUCAUUUUGCAGAUAAGAAUUACACGAAGAGGGAGUUCUGGAAUGCAUGUACUGGAUGGAUGCAGCGGAGGUUCGGCAGGUUUAUUGUCCGUCCGGACAAGUCGAUUCAGACGUGGGAGACGAGAAGGCGGAAAGAGAUUGAGAUGGAGAGAGGGACUGGGGUGCCGUUACCCAAGACUGAAUGGAGGGGGGUUAUGGAUGAGUGGUUGGAGUUUCUUGGAUGCGUCAAGAUGGAUGCUGGGGAAUGGGGGCAUAAUAAUGCGGAUGCGGUGGACGCUACCGUGAAGAAGAAGAGGAAGAAGAAGAAUACGCCUAGGUUGGUUGUUGAGGAGUCUCGAAAUGAGAUGGUAGACGCCAUGGCAGAGAGGAGAAUUCUUGAAGAACACGGUCUCAUCACGCCGUUGGGGACGGUUGUUUGUGACUCGGGAAAUAUUCGCAGCUCCCAAAGUCCCAGGACCACGAUACCGGCGGAUCCUGUCAGAACAGAUACCACGGAAAUGGAAACUGGGCCUUGCAGCGCGGCGGAAAACAACAGCUACAGUCACGAAAGACCAGAGAUGAGAGGAUCCGAAGAAUCGAACGAUAUCCCGGGAGGAGAAGAUUGGCCGCUUCGGAUAGACCUCGAUGCGGAGGGCGCAAAGUGGUUCGCGCUGAGUUACAUCAUUAGGAACGUGGAGAUGCUGAGAGACGAGGUCGGGGAACUGGCAAAGAUGCAGAGGCAGUUAGCAAUCAUGGUGGAACAGAAGAUAGAAUCGAAGCCUGAUCGGUAA